This is a messenger RNA of Nematocida homosporus, 2412 nucleotides long. RefSeq lists its product as uncharacterized. The record is from RefSeq and is a predicted model, not a curated record. Lineage: Eukaryota; Fungi; Microsporidia. Bases 1 to 2412 code for a protein of 803 amino acids. The transcript has a single exon.
AUGGCGGGUGUUUGUUUAUGUUAUUUAGAUAAGAAUGUCAUUAAUGAAUGUCUUUUUUGUUUGUUUGGGACUUUCAUUUAUCAGAUAGGCAACUAUAAAGGCUGGAAUGUAAUUGUGGGUAUGUUCAAACUCUUGGUUGCUUUGGCGCAGUUGGGACUUUACGCUGUUUCGACUUGCACUGCUAAGAUUAUGCAGACGACCUCUGUUACUUCUGAUGAGAUCUUGCGCGCUUCACAAACGAACAGACUCUGCAUGUCAUUUGUUAAUGGUUCGAACGCACAAAAUACGCUUCCGGCCAUGGCCCAAUCCUAUAAUAGCGGGAUGCUACCUCAAGCAACGACUUUGGACUUGUCUCAAAUUCACAUGGACUACAACCCCGAGCACUGUCCUUUGUUUGUUGAUGUAGUUGACAACCACAUUGACCAUGCGCGGAUUGAAAUCCAAGUUCUAAAUUCACUUUCAACCUACAACUAUCUGCAGAACGAGAUUAACAAUAAUCACGGCCUCGAUGUCACACUCGGCGUUUGCAUUCCCUUGAAUCGCAUUAUCCAAAAAAGCCUCCUUGAUAAAGACAGCUUGAUUGACUUGGUGCCAUACACCGAGGUGGAAAUCAAGUCUUUGGCUAUUCGAGAAGACAUGAACUGUUUGGAGCUCGCCUUUGGAGCGUUGGCAUUGAGUCAGUGGAUUCACUCAAAGGUCGCGGCAGCCCCGUGGCAACCCCAUAUCUUCCAAGACGGACCCAUCUACGGUACUUUGUACUUCAAAAAGAGAUACUACCGUCCUGACUUGGCAAAUGAAAUUGUUAAUGCCGCUGACUUAUCCACCGUCGGCCAAAGUCCUGCCUUGGCUACGUAUCGCCGCAUGCCUUUAGAGUCCUUUGAAGCUUCCUCCAUCCCCCAAUCAACGGCCCGCUUAACCAUUUCUUCUAUUGACCUUUCUACUAACCAGUCGAUUAACUUGGUUUCCGACUCAAUUGCAGACACCGUCCAAGAAGCAAUGGCUUUUGUCUUGGCUUGUUUUGAGGUUGUCAAAAGUAAGAACUAUCGUAACGCAUUGGUCAACAAUCUAUAUGACAACUUCAAGCCUAUCUGCACUACCUUCAGUAUUGAUAGCAACUUGGGUUGCAUAGCAACAAGGUCUUUGGAGUUCUCUAACCAGUACAAAAAGCUAAAAGAAGAUAAGGAUUUCAGCUCACUCCUUUCUGGAGUGCGAAAAAUCAAGACUCAAAAACGCAAAUCGAGUGGUGCUGGAAGUAAGACUCAAGGUGGUCUCGGCGGUGUUGGUGGAGUACUCGGUGGUGCCGGCCAACCUGGUGCAACUAGCAUUCCUUGCACUGAAGAGGACUUCAGUAGUGAUGCUGAAGAGAUUACCUUCCUUAAUGAGUUUGUGUUGAAACGUCCUGGUGAGAUGUCCCGAGACGCUUUCGCCCAUCGCAACUUGAUGUCCAAGUAUGGACCGGAGUUGAUGUUCACUCAGAAAUCACAGCUGGUUACGGACCUAUCCAGCCUCUACAACCAGAGCUCCAAUGUAACAACCACUGGCUCACUUUGCUACCACCAAGAGUCCGAUACCAUUACCAAGAACCAAAGUGUCGACAAAUUACUCUCCUACAUGGACUACUUGGUCUCCACUAUCCAAAGCAUCAGAAAGUUCAAGCCCAUUCAGAUUACCAAGGGCGAAGAACAACUCAAGACUAAGUGGAUUGGAGCUAAGACAUUCCAGUCUUCAGUUCGUUCUAUACUGAGCAACUGUCCUCCCCCUCGAGUGCUUGUGCAAUCACAAUCCGCCAAUCUCAUUCCAGUAUUGCCGGAGUUCCGAGAGAUGUCAGACGAUGAAGAAGUGACCAAAGGCUUAGAUGGUGUUCCAAGAAAUCACCAACAAUGGGCCGACUACACUAUUGCCGAGUGCAACGCUGUUUUGAUCCCCGCUCUUAAAUACGCUUUAAGCUGCAAUGACCCCAUCAGCACUCUAACUCUAGGUCUCUACCACUACGUUGUUGAAGUUCUCAUUGGCCAACGACAUGCUCUUUACAUGUGUGACCAAAUGAAGACCGAGCUGAUAUACCAUCUAGGCGUUGCCACCGAUGGCAUCGAGGGUCUUAAUUUAGACCGAGCAAUCGAGGCUAUCAGAGACGAGCUUCGCACAACAGCUAACAUCUGCCAGGAGUUCCGCAAGGUCGUUUUAGGCGAGAUGUUACUUGAAGAACGCGAAGACACCAGUAGUGAUGAGGAAAGCAAGCCCGUGCGAAAAGUUUCAGGCCGAUACGUCAUUGUUCCAAGUAACAAACUGAACGCUGAACAUCUAGAUCAAGGAUUCUUCAGCAAACGCACCAGGAAGACCAUCUCCUAUGUUUCUAUUGGAACGUCUCUUCUAACACUAGUUGGAGGAAUCGCGUAUAUGACAAUGAUCUAA